UUCCAGAAUAUUUAAGUGUAACGAAUUGGGGCUGUCUUUGAGGGAUGCUCCCUUUCCAAGAACAUAUCUGCAUCCCCUGUUCCCCAUCUCCUCCCAUUUUACAAAUAGUAUGAGUGGACAUGGACAAUCGUUCGUCACGUGACUUGUUUCAGUUCUUUUUCCGACAGUUUUAAGUUCAGUUGCGCUUUCUUUAUUAUUGGACUAGUGCAGUUUAGUUAAGUUGACGGAAUUAGUCACCUGUUUUUUAUAUUUCUUAUCAAAUAUUUCAAGCUGUCAAAUAAAUUGAAAAGCAGACCAGUAAUACUAUACAGAUAAUUAGAAGUGGAGAAAAAUGCUUUUUAAGAUGGUCUUGUCAAAACGAGGUUCGCGUAGAAUCAGUCGCAUGACCUACGAUGAAGACCAAAUCGAAGAACUAGAAAAAGAAUAUGCAAAAUCUCCAUAUUUAAAUAAUGCUAACAGAAAAAAGUUGUCCCAAAAAAUGGGCGUCGAUGAAAGAAGACUGAAAAUCUGGUUUCAGAAUCGAAGAAUGCGGGAAAAAACGAAAACACAGAGGAAUGAUAAAGACGUAAAAAUUGAAAGAAAACUGAGAUCAGCAAAAAAAGCAAAUCCAGUUGCAGAACCAGUCUCAGUGAAGUCAGCAUCACCAGUUUCAGAAUCCCUUCUGACGAAAUCCUCCUCUCCACCAUGUCGCAGUUGCCAAUCUCCAAAAUGGAUUCCUCAAGUCCCUCAUAUUUACGGCAAAAGCUGUUUUGAUGCACCAAGAUCAGAAUUUCCUCAUUGUCAUUCUUCUUGUGCUAUGAUAUCAAGACGCUAUCUGCCACCAUAUGCAGUCCGCAAACCUAUGCACCACAGAAACAGUGCCAUGCCAGAAUGUGUCAAAGAUGUGCACUCAAGCAAGGAUUUUGGAGAUGCUGCAUCGUGCCAGACAUCUACUUGCGUAGCACAUUCAUCGAUGAUUUCAUCUUCUAACACAUUUUUCAACAAUGGUUUGUGCAAUGACUGGGAAUCUUCACACAUUUUUCGAAAAGUGCCUGACGGCAUAGAUUGUUCAGUCACAAAAGAAAAUAACCAUGCCUGUUGUGCAAAUUGUAAUAAAUUGCAAGUAACAUCCUCUUCACCAGGUACUGAGCCACUGUCUGAAAACUCUCGAAAUAGAUCAUUUCAUCUGUUACCAAACCCAAAUGCAAUGUCUACGGAUCAAAGCUCUAAAGAAAACAUAAAUAACAUUUACAGAAAUAAUUAUGAGGAUUUGAAUGCGGACACUAAGCAUUGUAUCUUCAAUAGUGAAUCUUAUUUGUGUUAUGAUAAAAUUUAUUCCAGUAAGCUGCAUUCUCCUCAUUAUUCCAUAGAAAAUAUCUUAAGACCACCUUUACAAACUCUCGAGUAUAUGGUGGAGGAUGUUGAUAAUUAUCAGCGAGCAUUUUCUACAAGUAAAUGUUGUCGUUCAUCACAUCAAUUAUUGGACAUUAGUCACCAGUCAUCAAAUCAAUGGCACUGUCAAAGAUUGUCAGACACCGACCAUAAACAAUCAAUUCAAUUUGACAUGCCAUAUUCACAGUCAUUAUCAAGCACCAAACUUCAACCAAUAACCCAGUGGCAGAUUUCUUCUCCUGAGUCACUAGCUGAGUCAGCUCAUCACCAGUCAUAUCAAUGGCAAACUCCCUCACCUCAAUCAACAUCAGUCAAAAGUUAUCAACCAAUAAUUGAAAGUCAUAAUCCUUCAUUUAAAUCAGCCUCAUCACUAACAUCAGCAAGUACUCAUCAACCAUCAGUAGAAUGGCAUGGUUCUUCAUCUAAAUCACUAUCAUCACAAACAUUGUUCGACACCAACCUCCAACAAUCAAAUGAAUGGCACAUUCCAUCAUCACAAACAUCAUUAGUCGAUAGUUACCAAUUACCAGAUGAAAGGCCUAAUUGUUCAUCUAGAUCACUAAUCGCCAAUCCUCAGCCAUCAUUUCAAUGGCACAGACCAUCAACGCAUUCAUCUUUGCUCACAAGUCAUCGAUCCACAAUUAAACGACAAAGCUCAUCACAGCUAUCAACAUCUGUAGACAACCAGCAACGAUUGAGUCAAUGCCAUGAUUCACCUCCACAAUCGUCACUAGACAAUGGUUAUGAGUCAUCGAGUCAAUGGCACAGCUUAUCACCACAAUCAUCAGUCACCUGUCAUGAACCAUCGAGUCAAUGGCAUAAUUCAUCGUCACGAUCGUCAGCAGUCACCAGCCUUGAACAAGCAAGUCAAUGGUAUAGUUUAUCACCGCAAUCAUCAUCAGUCAGCAGUCACGAAAUACCAAGUCAGUCGCAUCAUUUGUCGCCACAAUCGUCCUCAGUUUUUAGCAAUGAGCCAUCGAGUGAAUGGCAAGGUUUAUCGCCACAAUCGUCAUCAGUCACCAGCCUUGAACCAUCUAGUCAAUGGCAUAGUUUAUCACCACAAUCAUCCAUGAUCUCCAGACAUGAACCAUCGAGUCAAUGGCAUAGCUUAUCCCCACGAUCAGCAUCAGUCAGCAGUCUUGAACAACCAAAUCAAUGGCACGGAUUAUUUUCACAAUCGUCAUCCAUCACCAGUAGUGAACAAUCGAGUGAAUGGCAAGGUUUAUCGCCACAAUCGUCAUCAGUCACCAGUAGUGAGAAAUUGAGUGAUUGGAAAGGUUUAUCGCCACAAUUGCCGUCACCCAACAGCAAACAAUCGCCAAGUUGUUCUUACUUAUCUAACUGUCAACCAGUAUUUCAAAAUUCUACUACUUUAGAUAUUCAAUCAGCAUAUCAAACACCAGAAGUAAAACCCACUUGUUCAUAUCAAUUUGAUACACAGGAAAUAUCUCAGAAUGAUUAUAGUACGUACUGGAGCUUAAGACAAUUGUAAACAAUACAGCUAGUAUAUUUUAAGAAAUUCGUAUUCAACUCCACUUUUCUCUUAAAAAAUGUUUAAUAAUUUUUAGAGUUGUUUUCUUGUAGACUUUUUU
This is a messenger RNA of Parasteatoda tepidariorum (common house spider), 2963 nucleotides long. RefSeq lists its product as uncharacterized. Gene Ontology annotation, molecular function: DNA binding; DNA-binding transcription factor activity, RNA polymerase II-specific. NCBI's taxonomy places the organism in Eukaryota, Metazoa, Arthropoda, Arachnida, Araneae, Theridiidae. The record is from RefSeq and is a predicted model, not a curated record. Gene Ontology annotation, biological process: regulation of DNA-templated transcription.